GCCAUAGAAGACGCAAUGGCUGCCGUCUUCUUCCACUGUCAAGUCUACAUCUUGUCAGUUCUUGUUAAAGUCGUCGAAAUCAAACAUUGGUUGUUAUGUGUGUGAGAUGUUAAAUGUGUAGAGUGCCGCGGCUCUCGUCGUUUGUACUAAAACUUGGAGCGAAAUUAAUCAGCACAUCGGUAUAACUUCCGGGGAUCGAGCUUCUCCGUUAUAUAUCGAACGAACGGCAUACUUGGCGAAACCAGGUUAUGUGAAGCUUGUGUUGAUUCCACAGUGGCGAGAUAUUUUCAACGUCGUAACAACACCGUUCGUGAAAGAUGUCGAACAGAAACGACGGCAGAGGGGAUCCUGGCCCAAUACCGCAAAGGUGGCUGCACUGUCCUAGAAAGGCGGUUAAACUGAUACAAAACAAGUUUCUGGCCUUCAAAACGCCGCUUUCGGGUCAUUUCGACGAGCAGGUGCCGGAAGAAAAUCGAUUCUCCAUAGACAUGUUAUUCGCUUCGCUUAGAAGUCAGAAAAUAAAGCUCGGCUUGUGGAUAGACCUGACUAACACUUCAAGAUUCUAUGACAAACGUGAAGUCGAGGCAAACGGAUGUAGUUACUUGAAGCUUCCGUGCAGGGGUCACGGCGAGACGCCAUCCGAGGAGCAAUCACAAACCUUUGCUCGGGUCUGCAAGAACUUUAUUGCCCAUAACCCGCUCGAGAUUGUUGGUGUUCAUUGCACGCACGGAUUCAACAGAACCGGGUUUCUCAUCAUAAGCUAUCUUGUGGAGAAUGAUGGUACAAGCGUUGAUGCUGGCCUCGCAGAAUUUGCUACUGCCCGACCUCCUGGUAUAUACAAAGGUGAUUACAUCAGAGAGCUUUUUCGGAGGUACGACGACAUAGAGGAUGCUCCUUCACCUCCCGCUCGCCCUACAUGGUGUCUGGAGUACGAUGACAGCGACGGAGAAGACAGAGACGAGGGCUCAAGUGCUGAUUCUAAUGCAAACAGCAAAGGGUCAGGAAAAAAACGGAAACGAGAGCACAAGCACAAAGAUCCCACCUUCAUGGCAGGGGUUCCAGGCGUUAAGCCACUUGUCGAGCAGCCAAAGUUGUCGAAAAUUCAGCAGAAAGUUCAGGAGAUGUGUGGCUGGGAAAGGUCAGGCUUCCCUGGGUCUCAGCCCGUCUCUAUGGACACUGAGAACAUCAAAUUGCUCCACAAAAAACCGUACAGAGUAUCUUGGAAGGCUGAUGGCACCAGGUACAUGAUGCUAAUACAAAGCAAUGGCGAGGUAUUCUUCAUCGACAGAGAUAACUCCGUCUUUCAAGUUAACGGACUUACUUUUCCACACCACAGAGCCAAUAACAGACUUCUCAGAGAUACUCUUUUAGACGGAGAAAUGGUGAUCGACAGAGUCAACGGCAAGGAGUAUCCGAGGUAUCUCGCCUACGACGUCGUUACUUACGACAAUACAGACGUCAGCAAGUUAUCCUUUUAUCCAGAUCGUUAUAACAUCAUAGAAAAGGAAAUAAUGGCUGGACGAUAUAAGGCACUGACAGAGGGAAGACUGCGUAGAGACCAUGAACCAUUUUCCGUCAGGCUAAAGCAGUUUUGGGACGUGACACAGGCACCGAGUUUGUUGAGCGAGAAGUUUGCGAAGCAACUGGGACACGAACCAGAUGGACUUAUAUUUCAGCCAGCUAAGGAGCCCUACGUUCCUGGACAAAGUCAGGAGGUUCUUAAGUGGAAGCCGUUGUCAAUGAAUUCUGUGGACUUCAAAUUGAAAAUUACCACCGAAUCGGGAGAAGGAAUUCUGCCGAGAAAAGUAGGCCAGCUUUUCGUCGGCGGGACAGACGUACCCUUCGCACUUAUGAAAGUUACUAAGUUAACUAAAGAGAUGAAUAACAAGAUCAUAGAGUGCAAUUUUGAAAAUGGGCAAUGGGUAUUCAUGAGGGAGAGAACUGACAAGUCGUUUCCCAACUCGUACAAGACUGCUGAAGCCGUGUGUCAGAGCAUUCAAAAUCCCGUUACGACCGAACGGUUAUUCGACUUCAUAAAGAGGCAUAGGUUCCCUCAGGAUGACGCAGAUCUAAUGCCUCCGCCGAACAGGAAACACAGAUGACAAAAUAACUAGGCACAUUUAAUGCGUUAUUCAAAUUUGUUAUCUUGUCAACACGAGCGGGGAGAGGCGUAGUUUUUGGUUUUUUUUUUUUUCAUCUCGAUUUGUUUCAACUGUGGUUUUUCGUUAGCCAAAAACUCUGCAAUUUUUCCUGCCAAUUUUAAUCGAACUUCAUAUUUGGCACGUUCACUUCCUGCUACCAUUAGUUAGCUAAUACAAAUAGACAGAUGAGUAAAGGGUCAACUUGGCGAAAAAAUUACAUCUAAAAUUCAGUCUAUCUGAAUUCUUAGGAAUCUGGCUACUGUUAGUGCACACUGCCAUAUUACCUUCGACUCACAUCAGUGGUUUCAUGAGUUCACUUAAUCGGCCUAAGGUUACAUGGCAGAAACAUAUCAAAAAAAUGCUUGGCCCUGGAACUGAUUAUGCUAUCUGUAUUAUUAGCUACCUACAUGAAUGUAAAGGAUUUAAUAAAUAUUUUUACGCGAUCAAACACCGAUAUAUUAGUGAUCGGAAAUUGCAAGAUUUCGUUAACUUAAGAUUAUAUAACACGUCUCAAUAGCACGACUGAUCGAAAUGAUGUAUUUUUUUUCCCCCGACCUCUACAUUGUUUUACAGAUAUUUUAGAAUAUCAUGCAACUGAAAUUUGUAACAAAUAAGAUAUUCAGAAUUGUACCAAAUAAAUUUAUUGGUAGAGUAAUAUAAACUUUAACGCAUGGUUUUUUUCAAUCUUUUUUUUCCAACACUUAUAGGUAUUUAAAAUAAUUAGUUAAAUUUAUAUUGCAGGUACAUUGGUUUUUAGUUAAAUCAAACGACAAUUUUGAAUCUUUUAUUGUACCAAUUAUACUCAAUUUAGAAUACAAAUUGUUAUCGUAUUUUGAGAUACCCUUGUGUAUGUCUUGUGUAACGUCUCCAUUGCAUUAUGUUUUCUAUUCUGAGCAUAACAAGAUAGACAUGAAGUAAAGUAAAUUGAGUAUGGAAUUCGGAAUUUCUCUCUUCAAUGUUUGCGGUUGAAUAUUUCACCAAUUUAAAUAUCGUCUCGUAAAUACAAGAUGAUGCCAGUUAAGAAUAGUGAUUACAUUACACAUGUUAUUCUGUCCAAGCGGCGUAUGUAUUAUAUUAUAAUCUAAAAUAUAAAUAGACUAAUCAUUUAUGUACUCAAGGGAUUUAUUAUUUUUUCAUCCUAUUGAAAUCAGUAGGCGAUUGUUGUUUUGUUCAUUAACAACUACAAUAUAUACAUUGAUACGUA
Neodiprion virginianus is the source of this 3345-nucleotide messenger RNA. It is a transcript of the gene mRNA-cap, whose product is annotated as mRNA-capping enzyme. NCBI's taxonomy places the organism in Eukaryota, Metazoa, Arthropoda, Insecta, Hymenoptera, Diprionidae. Gene Ontology annotation, molecular function: mRNA guanylyltransferase activity; mRNA 5'-triphosphate monophosphatase activity; ATP binding. The transcript has 4 exons. The record is from RefSeq and is a predicted model, not a curated record. Gene Ontology annotation, biological process: 7-methylguanosine mRNA capping; protein dephosphorylation. Bases 318 to 2102 code for a protein of 594 amino acids.